Erythranthe guttata (spotted monkey flower) is the source of this 2126-nucleotide messenger RNA. RefSeq lists its product as uncharacterized. NCBI's taxonomy places the organism in Eukaryota, Viridiplantae, Streptophyta, Magnoliopsida, Lamiales, Phrymaceae. The record is from RefSeq and is a predicted model, not a curated record.
AGAGAGAGAGAGAGAGAACAGUGGUUUUACUCUUUCCUUUUUCUGUUUUUUUCUGCUAUUACAAUUCACAACAAACAAUGCAUAGGAUUUUGCCCUAAUCCCCAAUUUCAUCUCUCUCACGUUUAAGAAAAAAUUAAGAGUUUCCGAAUCGUUGAUUCUAUAUGUGCCCUAAUGUAAAAUCCAGUCUUUCUGAAUUAUCUGGUAUUUCUUUUGCUGCCGAUAUCUUUAUAGAUUGAUAGCUGAUUUGUGUAUUUUGUUCGUUCUCGGUGUGAUUUUCUACGUGUAUAAAUAUAUAUUCAAUUGUAUAUCUAUUAUUCCCUACACGGUGUGGUGUGUGUGUGUGUGUGUGUGAGAGAGAGAGAGAGAGAGAGAGAGAGAGAGAGAGGAGAUAUGAGCUGGAGAAGAGUGUCAAAAUCACUGCAGGGGGUGGCGGCGCACAUUUCCCUAUUCUUUUUUACGCUUUUGCUCGUUCUCAAGCUUGAUCACAUCGUUUCCUACUCUUGGUGGGUUAUUUUCUUUCCGCUGUGGCUGUUUCAUGUAGUUGUCGCCCGUGGAAGAUUCUCUCUACCUGCCCCAUCAGUUCCUCAUGACCGCCAUUGGGCCCCAUGCCAUACUGUGGUUGCUACGCCGUUGCUUGUUGCGUUUGAACUGCUUCUUUGUAUAUAUCUCGAGAGUUUAUACGCUAUUGGUUCUGCUGCUGUGAACCUGAAAAUAGUCUUCCUUCCUUUGCUGGCAUUUGAAGUUGUAAUCCUUGUUGACAAUUUUAGAAUGUGCAAGGCUUUAUUACCUGGAGAUGAUGAAAGCAUGAGUGAUGAUGCAAUAUGGGAGACACUUCCUCACUUCUGGGUGGCAAUAUCAAUGGUUUUCUUUCUCGCCGCUACAUUGUUCACUCUACUGAAGCUGUGUGGUGAUGUUGGAGCCCUUGGCUGGUGGGACUUGUUCAUAAAUUAUGGGAUUGCUGAGUGCUUUGCGUUUCUUGUUUGCACAAAAUGGUCUAAUCCAGUAAUUCAUAGAGAUUCUGAAACCAGAGGAGAAAGCUCAUCUUCUACUCCUACAAGAUAUCUGGACUGGAACAGUGGCUUAGUGGUAUCUUCCGAGGAACAUUCACAGGAUAGAACGUGUGGCUUACAAGAUGUCGGCGGCCACAUCAUGAAAAUCCCAAUUAUCGGUUUCCAAAUUCUCCUUUGCAUGAGGCUCGAGGGCACGCCAUCAGGUGCUAGAAAUAUUCCCAUUCCAGUUCUCUUUUCUCCUAUUUUUCUGGUGCAAGGAGCUGCCGUUUUGCUUACUACGUCCAGAUUGAUUGAGAAAAUUGUUCUUUUACUACAAAGCGAUGCAAGUGGAGGAGUUUAUUUUGUUUACUCUUCCAGAAUCCGUGACUGCUUUGGUUUUCUGCACCAUGGAUCUAGGCUGCUAGGCUGGUGGUCUAUUGAUGAAACAAGCAGAGAAGAGCAGGCCCGGUUGUUCCAGGAUGGAUCUUCCAGUUAUAACACUUUUUCUGGCUAUCCACCUGAGAUAGUGAAGAAAAUGCCGAAGAAGGAUCUGGCUGAGGAGGUUUGGAGACUUCAAGCAGCACUUGGUGAGCAAACAGAAAUUACCAAAUUCAGUCAGCAGGAGUAUGAGAGGCUUCAACAUGACAAGAUUUUGUGUAGAGUUUGCUUCGAGGGGGAGAUUAGCAUUGUGCUUCUUCCUUGUAGGCAUCGCAUUCUUUGCAGCUCCUGCUCGGAUAAAUGUAGGAAAUGCCCGAUUUGUCGACUAUCUAUUGAAGAGCGGUUACCUGUAUAUGAUGUAUAGAGAGCCUUUGUAGAUUGGUCGGUGAUCUCACAUUUUCGGACUUGAAUUUUUUACUGGUUGAAACCGAAAAAGUAUAGCAGUAGUGAACUUAGUUUUGACACAACUAACGGGAGCAAGAGAGCAAGAGAAAUGGCUUGCCUUACUGCUGUACUGUGAUGGUUUACUUUCUUUUGAAUUUGUACAUACUUGAAUUGUAGUUCAAAUUUGACGGAAUAAUAUAGUCUGAUCCUUUUCUUCUCUGGUUUGUGGUGCAUUUUGUUAACAUAUUGUCACUGACUUGGUGCAAGUGUUGAAAGAACAAGGUUGGAUGAUAGUAAGGAAGAGUUUAUUGAUUG